CCACGUUCUUAGUGGUCCCGAGGAACGGUACCCCCCGAUCGAGAAGUUGGCGCUCGCCCUCGUGCUAUCCGCCCGGAAGCUAUGCCCCUAUUUCCAAGCUCACCUGGUGGAGGUGGUUACAGACCAGCCGCUCCGGCUGGUCUUGUCUAAGUUCGAUGUUGCAGGACGGCUCCUCAAGUGGGCGGUGGAGCUCGGCGAACAUGACGUUCAAUACGUACCCAGGACGGCUAUCAAAGCCCAGUCCGUGGCCGACUUCAUCGCGGAGUUAACCCAGGACGGGAGUGGGAGCCUCACGCAACCUCCCGAGGCCUGGGUCCUGCACGUCGACGGAUCAGCCAACUCAAAGGGUGCUGGCGCAGGGCUGGUGCUCCAGGCCCCCGAUGGGCGGACAUUCGAGCGUUCCCUCCGCUUCGGGUUCCGUGCCACUAACAACGAGGCGGAGUACGAGGCACUCUUGGCAGGACUCAGAUUGGCCCUCGAGAUGCAGGUGGACGUCCUUCACGUCCUCACGGAUUCCCAGCUGGUGGCCGAGCAACUUAGCGGAGGAUACGAAGCCCGCGACCCAACCAUGGCGAAAUACCUGGCACAGGUGAGGGGCUUAACCGCAAAGUUCCAUCACUUUACAUUGUCUAAUGUCCCAAGGGGAGAGAACGAGCGCGCAGACACGCUGGCUAAGCUAGCCUCAAAACCUGCUCCCGAAGUCGGACCGGAGGUCGAGGAGCUCCCCGCCCGCGCCAUCGAGGUCGCGGUCACGACUACCGGCAACGCGACCUCCUGGGUACAAGAACUACUACGCUUCAAACGGGACGGGGUCCUUCCGCCCGACAAAGCAUCAGCCCGACGCCUGCUUCGCACACAGACGUGGUAUAUCGAGGCAGGCGGAUGGCUCUACAAGCGGUCUUUCUCGUACCCCCUCCUGCGGUGCCUGGAACCCGACGAGGCGCAAACCGUCCUAGCAGAGGGUUUAGACAUCCUCGGGCCUUUUCCUUUAGCCGCCGGACAGCGGAGAUACCUCAUCGUCGGCGUGGACUAUUUUACAAAGUGGGUCGAGGCCGAACCAUUGGCGACGAUCACGGCGCAGCAAGUAGAGAAGUUCGUAUGGAAAAAUUUGAUUACUCAGUUCGGCCUGCCCACAACCAUCAUCACAGAUAACGGGCCCCAGUUCGCCGGUCAGAGAUUUCGGGAGUUCUGCGCGAGACGCGGAAUCCGCCUGAAGCACUGCUCGGUCGCUCACCCUCAGACGAACGGGCUAGCAGAGGUGACCAACCGGUCCAUUCUAGACAGGCUCAAAAGAAGGGUAUCCGCGGCUCGGUCGACCUGGACGGACGAGCUCCCGAGCGUACUAUGGGCGCUACGUACCACUCCAAAAACAGCAACGGGGGACUCCCCGUACAGUCUCGCAUUCGGAACCGAAGCGGUCCUUCCCCCCGAGGUAGCCAUUGCCACCCUCCGAACAAAAAGCUAUGACGAGGAAGCAUCGGGCGAAGGACUCCGAGCCGCUCUCGACUUACUGGAAGAGCGACGCGCAGACGCGCAUGUGAGGGCCCUCUCCUACAAGAGGGCGGUCGCAAGGGUUUACAACCGAAAGGUACGACCUUGA
Molecule: messenger RNA, 1600 nt
Organism: Musa acuminata subsp. malaccensis (wild Malaysian banana)
Lineage: Eukaryota; Viridiplantae; Streptophyta; Magnoliopsida; Zingiberales; Musaceae
Source: RefSeq, a predicted model, not a curated record